Bacidia gigantensis is the source of this 1614-nucleotide messenger RNA. RefSeq lists its product as uncharacterized. Bases 1 to 1614 code for a protein of 537 amino acids. The record is from RefSeq and is a predicted model, not a curated record. NCBI's taxonomy places the organism in Eukaryota, Fungi, Ascomycota, Lecanoromycetes, Lecanorales, Ramalinaceae. The transcript is spliced from 3 exons.
AUGAAGCCGACCCGUAAUGUGGGGACGUUGACUGACCAGGCGUCAAUCUCUUUGAGUGAAAUUCAUGUUGUCCACAGCGAGAACAGGGUGUUUGCUGUACUACAACCUACAGUAGACGAUGCUAGCGAGAGCGGCAGCGAGACAUCGGUACCACAAGACUCAGUAUUUCCACAAGGCACGACUGAGGAUGCUGGCGAUAGUGAAGACAUUGUGCCAGACUCGCAAGUAGCCCCGCAAAAGCCGAAGAGGCGCAGCGGACGCAAAGGGAGUAAAAAGGCGGAACAAAGCGACGAUAAUGGAGCUCGAGGGACGAAAGCGCAAGGACCGGACUGGAAAGGGGGAAGCCUCAGAAGGUCCCCGAGGCUGGGAAGUCAGAGUCCUUCGGAAGGUCUCUCAGGUGGGUUACUCAGUCGUUGCGCGGUGUACGAAAUGUCCAUCAGAAUUCCUUUCGGGGAUCUCGGUAUUGAGGAUGAACUUUUCAACAACCUCCAAGAUGCUGUACCCGGGCUCACUAGGUCUAUAUAUCGUGAAUUGGAGAUUACAUGCUCACCAGCAAGUGCAACAUUUGCACAAAGCGAAGAAGGCUUGCAAGCAGAACGAAUGGAAGAGAUGUGCGCAAAAAUCGAGGCCAGUCGUGACACUUUCAAUAGAGCUGUUGAGGAAGCCAUAAAACGCCGCCGAGAUUCAGUUGCCGCGCGGAAAAGCGAAGAUAAUCACUGGAAUUUCUUUAGUAGACUCUACCAGCGACUGCUAAGUGUAAUCGGCCGGGUAACUGACGCUGUGACUAUGAGCGUUAUCAGAUGGGCCUAUGAGCACGCAACUCCUACGAAACUCCUCACGGCAGCUUUCGUCAUUGCAAUCAUUGAUAUACUUGAGCGACCACCUCCGGACGAAGGUCAAGCAUCUUCAUCUGGAAAGCAGGUAACACCAAGCUCUGAUCUAUCGAAGAAUUCAGAGACUUCGCGUGGUCCACAAGGCUCAAACACCGAAGAAGAUAAAGCGUCUUCACCCGGAAAGCAGACAGCACCAAGCUCUGAUCUAUCGACACAAUCACCAACCCCUCGGAAGCGUAAAGAGAUCUCGCCAAUAAAGAACGAGGACAACUCAUUGAAAACGCCUAAGUUGUUAAAAGGCAAAGAGUCACCAACACCAAGUGACAGAGACAAUACACCAAAGCCACAGAAGAAGCAGAAGCGGAAAGAGUCCUCCCCCUCAGACGUGUACAGCCAUGGCCCAAAUGGAUCGCAACCAAAAGAGGAUGAGAUGGGCACGCGUGGCUCGACGCUCGCGCCCACCGACAAAAUUAUUGAAUCAGUCGAAACAAGCGAGGAGAAGACCAGCAUGGACACAUUGGGGGCACCUGACGGGUCUGAAAUGGACACGCAUGGCAUGACGUCGAGGCCCGAAGAGGAUGAUGGCGAAACAAGCGAGAAGAGCGACAGCGAGGAAGAUCCUAAGGAGGAUAGUAGCGAGACCGACGGAGAUCCAGAUAAUCAGCACGCUCUACCAAAUCAAGACAUCACGGGACGCAGACUCAGGCCAAAUGCGAGGACAAAAAAGGAUGAACUUAAUGAGACUCGAAUAGCAAAACAUGGCAUGAGGACUAGAUCUUGA